GGCUUAACUUCUUAGUCUCAUCUCAACCCUCUCUGUUUCUGCAUUACUCCUCUCUGUACCACAUUUGCUUUCAUCAAAAUGGCUGUAUUCCUUUUCUUUCUCUUCUUUCUAAUCUCAUCUGCAACUGCUUGUGAUCGUUGUCCGCAUCAAAGCAAGGCUGCAUAUUUCUCUAAAGCCUCUCAACUUUCUUCUGGGGCUUGUGGGUAUGGUUCUUCAGCAAUUGGUUUCAAUUCUGGACACCUUGCAGCUGGUGUUCCUACUCUUUUCAAAGGGGGAGCUGGUUGUGGUGCCUGUUUUCAGAUAAGAUGCAGAAACAAGACCAUGUGUAGUAGCAAAGGCACUACAGUGAUUUUGACUGAUCUCAAUCACAAUAACCAGACAGAUUUUGUUCUUAGUAGCAGAGCUUUCAUGGCCAUGGCCAACAAGGGCAUGGGCCAAGACAUUUUGAGACUUGGGAUUGUCGAUAUUGAAUAUAAAAGGGUACCAUGUGUGUACAAAAACCAGAAUUUGGCAGUGAGAGUUGAAGAAUCAAGCCAGAAACCAAAUUACUUAGCCAUCAAAGUGUUAUAUCAAGGUGGGCAGACAGAAAUAGUAGCAAUGGAUGUAGCACAGGUUGGGUCAUCAAAUUGGAGUUACAUGAGCCGAAACUACGGGGCGGUAUGGGACACAAGCAGGGUUCCAGGAGGGGCACUGCAGUUCCGGUUUGUGGUGACUGCAGGGUACGAUGGGAAAUGGAUUUGGGCAAAGAGUGUUCUUCCAGCGGACUGGAAGCCAGGAGUUGUGUAUGACUCAGGGGUCCAAAUCAGUGACAUUGCCCAGGAAGGCUGCUCUCCAUGCGAUGACGAGAUUUGGAAAUGAGGCUUAAUAAAUAACACAUACACACACACACUGAGACACGCUAAUGAUUUUUUUCUUUUCUUUUUUUGCUUUUGGCCUUUUUUGAGUAAUUCACAAGUCAGAAUACAUGAUGAUGAUAUAUGUAGAAUAGAGAGACUUUGAUCAAUAACUUACAAACAUUAUGUAGAUUUGAAUGUGAAAUAGAAAAGUCCUCUAUUUUUAUUGUGUUGUAUCUUUUCAACAAUAUCUGACAUAUAUUCCUUUCCUAUCAAAGUAAAUAAAACUGUUACUCUUCAAUUC
Molecule: messenger RNA, 1137 nt
Organism: Ricinus communis (castor bean)
Lineage: Eukaryota; Viridiplantae; Streptophyta; Magnoliopsida; Malpighiales; Euphorbiaceae
Product: expansin-like A2
Exons: 5
Coding region: 79-858 (259 amino acids)
Biological process (GO): sexual reproduction
Cellular component (GO): plasmodesma; plant-type cell wall; extracellular region
Source: RefSeq, a predicted model, not a curated record